UGUUAAUGUGGAGUGCUCGACCUGGCACGAACCCGAACUUUUAUGUUAUUCUGUACGGCAUAAAUUCGACGUUUCCGAGGAAAAUUAGUCGCCGAAAAAAUGGCUGAUUUCCUAGAUUCGGAAGCGGAGGAAAGCGAGGAAGAAGAAGAGUUAAACGAUAAUGAAAAAAAGAAACUGAAAAAGUUAAAAGCUGUGGAAGAAAGCGAGGAGGAAGAGGAGGAUGACGAUGAAGAUCGGUUGCGCGAAGAACUCAAAGAUCUUAUAGACGACAAUCCUAUAGAAGAAAGCGAAGGGGAAGAUAGCGAUGGUUCUGGUGGUUCUAAAAAACGUAAAAAGAGCGAUGACGAAGAUUUUGACGAUCGUCUAGAAGAUGAAGAUUAUGAUCUAAUAGAAGAAAAUUUAGGUGUCAAAGUCGAGAGGAAACGUUUCAAACGCCUCCGCAGGAUUCAAGAUGAGGAAUCGGAGGAGGAACAGGAGAAAGAGGUCGACGAUGAUAGAGAUGCCAUCGCGAAUGAACUUUUUGAAGGAUCUGGAGAUGAAAGAGAAAUUAGUAUGGAAGAUGAAAGGAGAAGCGAACGUAGCCACAGGCCUGAAAUGGAGACGUUCGAUGAGGAGGGAAGCGAAGGGGAGUACACGGACGCGGAUGAUUUUAUCGUUGACGACGAUGGUAGACCGAUCGCUGAGAAACGUAAAAAGAAAAGGCCGAUAUUCUCCGACGCGGCUUUACAGGAAGCCCAAGACAUUUUCGGCGUCGAUUUCGAUUACGAUGAAUUUGGUAAAUACGGCGAAGAAGACUACGAGGAAGACGAGGAGGAAGACGAGGAGGACGAGUAUAUGGAUGAAGAGGAUGCUGAAAGGCCGAGAAGACCGAAGAAACAGUUGAAGAAGAAAACCACGAGAAAAAGUAUAUUUGAAAUUUACGAGCCCAGCGAAUUGAAGCGUGGUCAUUUCACCGAUAUGGAUAUCGAAGUACGUAACACGGAUAUACCAGAGAGAAUGCAGCUUCGAACGGUUCCCGUUACUCCAGUCUUAGAGGGUUCCGACGAGCUGGAUCUUGAGGCAGAAUGGAUUUAUAAACAAGCAUUCUGCCGAUCAACUAUUUCAAUUCAAGACGCUCAUUUGAACGCGGAGGCCAAAGAAAGGGCCCGGAAAGGACCUCAGACGAUCGGCAAAAUUAAAAAGGCUUUAGACUUUAUGCGAAACCAACAUUUCGAGGUACCGUUUAUAUCGUUUUACAGAAAGGAAUACGUUCUACCGGAGUUGAACAUCAACGAUCUCUGGAAGGUGUACAAAUUUGACGCGAAAUGGUGUCAGCUUCGUCAGAGGAAAGAAAAUUUGUUAAAAUUGUUCGAUAAAAUGAGAAAUUAUCAGCUGGAUGAAAUUAUGAAGAACCCAGACGCCCCUUUGCCGGAAAGCGUGCGAGUAAUCAAGGAUGAUGAUAUAGAACGACUUAAGAACGUGCAGACCAGCGAAGAAUUGAAUGACGUUUAUCAUCAUUUUAUGCUGUACUAUAGUCACGAGAUACCAGCGAUGCAGGAGGCCGUGCGGCUCAAGGAAAAAGAACAGCGUCGGGAGGCUAAGAUUCAGAAACGAAAGCAACAGAUCGCGGAAGCCGAAGAGAACGGCGAGGAUCCUCCGCCGGAAGAAGAGGUGGAAGUGGUGGAGGAAGAGGAACCGGACGAAACGUUGAAACAAGCGAUACGAACUGGUCCGUAUUCUAUCUGCAAGCGAGCGGGCCUCGACAGUCUUGCGAAGAAAUUCGGUCUCACCCCGGAGCACUUUGCCGAAAAUUUGCGCGACAAUUAUCAGCGCCAUGAAGUAGAUCAAGAGCCCACUGAACCUUUGACCAUCGCCAACGAAUAUUGCAGCCAGAUACUCGGUACGCCGGAAGAAGUGGUGAAAGCUUCUCAAUUGAUGGUAGCUAUACAGUUAGCGCGCGAACCUUUGGUGAGAAAAUGCGUGAGAGAAAUGUACAUGGAGAGGGCGAAGAUAUCGAUCAAACCUACGAGAAAGGGAAUCAAGGAGAUAGACGAGAAUCAUCCGAUUUACGGUAUGAAAUACCUGAAGGAUAAACCCGUGCGCGAUCUCGUUGGCGAUCAAUUCUUGAACCUGAUCACGGCCGAGGAAGAUAAAUUGAUCACGAUCACGAUGAGCGACAGCAUCGAGGGGAACACCAGCAACAAUUACGUCGACGAAAUGAAGCAGCUCUACUAUCGGGACGAGUUCAGCAAGAAUGUUCAAGACUGGAACACCUUGAGAGUCGGAAGCGUCGAAAUGGCGUUGACGCGUUUGGUUAUACCGAGUCUGAAGAAAGAGCUGAGAACGAACCUUAUCGCGGAGGCCAAGGAAUGUGUGAUGAAAGCUUGUUGCCGUAAGAUGUACAAUUGGAUCAAGGUCGCUCCUUACACGUGCGAGUUCCCGGAAGAGGAAGACGAGGAAUGGGAUACCACCAAGGGGCUUCGCGUGAUGGGCUUGGCUUACGUUCCCGAUUACUCUCAGGCCGCGUUCACCUGUCUGAUCGCUCCUGACGGGGAAUGCACGGAUUACUUGAGAUUACCGCACCUAAUGAAACGCAAGAACAGCUACCGCGAGGACGAGAAGACAAUGAAGGAAGCCGAUUUGUUGGCGUUGCGGAACUUCAUAGCCACCAAGAAGCCGCACGUUGUGGCGAUAAGCGGUGAAUCUAGAGAGGCGAUGAUGAUCGCGGCUGACAUCAAAGAGUGUAUCGCGAACCUCGUAGAUGAAGAGCAAUUCCCAUCCAUACAAGUGGAGAUUUGCGACAACGACCUUGCCAAGAUCUACUCGAACAGUAACAAGGGCGUGUCCGAAUUCCGUGAUUACCCGGAAUUGCUGCGACAAGCCAUUUCGCUGGCUAGGAGAAUGCAAGACCCGUUGGUGGAGUUUUCCCAGCUGUGCACCGCGGACGAGGAGAUUCUGUGCCUCAAGUACCACAGCUUACAGGAUCAUCUACCGAAGGACGAACUCCUCGAGAACUUGUAUUUAGAAUUUGUAAAUCGCGUGAACGAAGUCGGCGUCGAUGUCAAUAAGGCGGUGCAGCAGGCCUAUUGUGGAAAUUUGGUGCAAUUCGUAUGCGGGUUGGGUCCUCGAAAGGGCCAGGCCCUGAUCAAGAUGCUGAAACAAACGAAUCAGAGGUUAGAGAACAGGACGCAGCUGGUGACUGCCUGUCACAUGGGGCCCAAGGUCUUCAUCAAUUGCGCGGGAUUUAUUAAGAUAGAUACCAACAGUCUGGGUGACAGUACCGAGGCGUACGUGGAAGUGCUGGACGGGUCUAGGGUACAUCCGGAGACGUACGAAUGGGCUAGGAAAAUGGCUGUGGAUGCGUUGGAGUACGACGACGAAGACGCGAAUCCCGCCGGUGCCCUCGAAGAGAUCCUAGAGUCGCCCGAAAGGUUGAAGGAUCUGGAUUUGGACGCGUUCGCGGAGGAGCUCGAAAGACAAGGUUUCGGGAAUAAGUGCGUCACGUUGUACGAUAUCAGGGCAGAAUUGAACAGCAGAUACAAAGAUUUACGAGUACCGUAUCAAUCGCUCAGCGCGGAAAGAUUGUUUGAUAUUCUGACGAAGGAAACACCGGAGACAUUUUACGUGGGCAAAUUGGUGUUGGCAACGGUGGUGGGAAUCAGUCACAGAAAACCUCAAGGCGAUCAGUUGGAUCAAGCGAAUCCGGUGAGAAACGACGAAACGGGUCUGUGGCAGUGUCCAUUUUGUUUGAAAAACGACUUCCCCGAGCUCUCCGAAGUAUGGAAUCAUUUCGACGCUGGAGCUUGUCCAGGAAAAGCUACCGGCGUCCGAUUGAGGUUAGACAACGGAAUAUCGGGUUACAUCCACAUAAAGAAUUUAUCCGACAGACACGUCGCGAAUCCUGAAGAGAGGGUGAGCAUCGGGCAAAUAAUACAUUGUCGAAUAAUUAAAAUCGAGGUGGAACGAUUCAGCGUCGAAUGCACGAGCAAGAGCAGUGACCUCGCGGACAAGAAUCACGAAUGGAGACCGCAAAGAGAUCCUUUUUACGACACGGAGGCAGAGCAGAAGGACUUAAAAAUCGAAGAAGACGCAAAGAAGGCCAAACAACGACAGACGUACGUUAAACGGGUGAUCGUUCAUCCGUCGUUUCACAAUAUCAGUUUCGCGGAGGCUGAGAAGUUGAUGCAAACUAUGAAACAAGGAGAGGCGAUAGUUAGGCCAAGCAGCAAGGGCGCGGACCACUUGACAGUCACGUGGAAAGUAACCGACGAUAUUUACCAACACAUCGACGUGAGAGAAGAAGGAAAGGAAAACGCGUUCUCUUUGGGACAGAGUCUAUGGAUCGGGAAUGAGGAAUUCGAGGAUUUGGAUGAAAUUAUAGCGAGACACGUAAAUCCGAUGGCCGCGUAUGCUUCGGAACUGUUGGAUUUCAAAUAUUAUAAGCCAAACGUAGAAGGUAUCAAAGAUAAAGCGGAGGAAAUAUUGAAGGAACAAAAGAAAGAAAAUCCUGGAGGGAUUCCGUACAUAAUAUCCGCCGCGAAGAAUUAUCCCGGAAAAUUUCUUCUGUCUUAUCUUCCACGAACUCGAUGCCGUCACGAGUACGUGACAGUGUCCCCGGAGGGAUUUCGAUUCAGGGGACAAAUGUUCGGCAGAGUGAACGAUCUGUUCCGCUGGUUUAAAGAACACUUUCGGGAUCCGGUGCCCGGACAGUCUACUCCCAGUACUCCGCGUGGCGCUAUGACAUCCAGAACGCCAUACCAUACAACACCAGGAGCAGUGAGCGGAAUGAACCAAGAAGCGAUACAAAGGGUGGCACAAAAUCUCCCUCAUCACAUGUUACACUCUUUGUCGCAAGUAGCAAAUCAAACCCCACAUCACUAUCCACCGCAUACUCCUGGAACUGCAAGUGCAGCCGGUUAUGGCGGAGUACACACUUACCCGAAUACACCCUACACGCCAUCUGGUCAAACACCUUUCAUGACACCGUACCAAACACCCCACCAUACCCCACACCAUGGUCAACCAACUCCUAGAUACGGACAACAGACGCCCAAUCACCAACAGGGUCCUUUCAUUCAUCCACCUCCUCCUUCGGUUACUUCUGGUCACCAUAGAUCCACUCCUUCGCACAGACCUACACCACCUAUGUCGACACCUGGCGAUCCCAUGGACUGGAAAAAAGCGGCAGAAGCCUGGGCGAGAUUAAAAAGCGGCCCACGAGUAUCCGGUUCGACCCCAAGAUAUGACGAGUCUAGGAAAACUCCACGGAAUUACGAAGAAACUGUUGGAAGAACAACGCCGCGAAACAGAACUUCGGUGCGAACUCCGUCUUACAAAUCUCCUCGAGGAACGCCACACACCAAUUCUAGUCCUCGGAGUAUGUCUCUUAGCGGAGACGGUACUCCUCUAUAUGAUGAAAGCUAACGGAUUCGUUUGUGCAUAAUAGGUCGUACUUUCUGAUUAUAUCAUUACGUAAAAUUAACGUAUUGGUAUACUAAUUUAAGAAAGAAUCGGGAAUCGCAUUGCAAUAAAAAUGCUCUUAACACUUUGAUGGCCGUUGUCGCGUGUACGUGAUUUUACUAUUUCAGUCAUCAUUUAACUUAUGGUUGUUCGGGUUCAAGUUUAAUCUCGUUUACUCGUGAUGUUACGCCUAUAUUUAUAAUUCCUUAUAAUAAUAUUCAUAGCAUCCUCGUGUGCUCGCUUUAGUCCACAAUGUCAGUAUAGAAAGCUGUCUCAAAGCUGCUGUACAAAAGCAGUUGACAAUUAAUCGAGCUAAAUUCAAACAAGUUAACCGGCAAUUUCAAUUUUCAUAAAUUCAUAAUUCAAAAAUAAUUUUUAAUGAAAGUUUCUGUGGAUAAAAAAAUAUAUGAAGAUAAAAUGGUAUUUGUAUGUUUACUCGAUGAUAAAACUAUGUAGAGCUAAUAUUUGAAUAUUUAUAAAAUGUUGAAUUUAGAAGCUUCAUGUUGAAAAAUGGUUAAAAAGCUUUCAUCAGAUUGAGUCUAUCGCAAAAAAUAGUUUGCGGCAGGCAACAAUCAUCGUUUGAAAUGUGUGACCAUCAAAGUGUUAACGAUGAGCAUUAGCCGUCUUGUAUAAAAAGGAAUUGCCGAGUUCACUUAUAAAAUCAUUAUAUUGCAACGCAUUGACCUACCGAUAAUCUUCCAAUCUCUUAAGCGUUUCUAUAAUUAGAUAACCAAUAUUGGAGGCAUACUUCACAUAUACACGUACAUAUGUAUAUAUAACAUCACGGCGGACUCGAUUCUCUCUCUCUCUCUCUCUCUCUCUCUAAAAAAAAAGAAAAAAAAAAGAAAAAAAAAUACAUGUACAUCAUGUACGAUUUAAAAAAUCGUAAGACAUGAUACUUACUUAUAUUUUUAUUUUCCACCGUAAUGCAUACUAAUUUAUGCAUCCUUAAUGU
Colletes gigas is the source of this 6394-nucleotide messenger RNA. RefSeq names its product transcription elongation factor SPT6-like. Gene Ontology annotation, cellular component: transcription elongation factor complex. The transcript is spliced from 10 exons. Lineage: Eukaryota; Metazoa; Arthropoda; Insecta; Hymenoptera; Colletidae. Bases 100 to 5403 code for a protein of 1767 amino acids. Gene Ontology annotation, molecular function: nucleosome binding; histone binding; DNA binding. Gene Ontology annotation, biological process: transcription elongation-coupled chromatin remodeling; mRNA transcription by RNA polymerase II; transcription elongation by RNA polymerase II. The record is from RefSeq and is a predicted model, not a curated record.